ACACCCAAGGCAAUCUGCAAUUACCUAGGGUCGAAGUUUUCUUCUGGGCUCAAAUUCACUCGGCUACAGUGGGCCAGAAGCAACCUGGAAUUUAAGGUGGAUGCACAGCCUUGCUUUGCUUCGAGUGUUUUCCCUUUACGAUGAAUGGUCUUCGUUGCUGCCGCCAACAUAGACGCUGGGCAAAGGCACUCCACAUGCAGAGCGUUUGCCUCAGGCGUGGCGUUUUCUUCCUUGCAAGUUUUAUUUGUGUACAAGGGUGCGGAAGGUUUCAGCUAGGCGACGGAGUGAGCCGGUGCACGCCACAAGUUCGGGUCGGAUGGCGGACGGCGAUCUUCACAGCCACUGAAAAUGCUGCAUCAAGCUUUCUUUGGUGGAGCGGAGUGUCUGGGAUGGCUCACGCACAAGGCAGCCGUCGAGGCACCGGACGGUCGACAGGCUUCCAGCUAACGCGUAUAUAAUAGGAAGCGGUAAUGCACGCUCGACUCAGCCUCGUGAUACUUACGUGGAUGGUCAUAGAAGUGCCAACGCUGUCUUCUACGGUCUGUCGGCGACCGCGAACCCUCCUGCCGACAUAGUCGAUGUCUCUCAGACCAAGGAUGGAAACGAAG
Molecule: messenger RNA, 608 nt
Organism: Aureobasidium subglaciale EXF-2481
Lineage: Eukaryota; Fungi; Ascomycota; Dothideomycetes; Dothideales; Saccotheciaceae
Exons: 3
Coding region: 141-458 (105 amino acids)
Source: RefSeq, a predicted model, not a curated record